This is a messenger RNA of Sebastes umbrosus (honeycomb rockfish), 1491 nucleotides long. RefSeq names its product immunoglobulin (CD79A) binding protein 1 (gene igbp1). The record is from RefSeq and is a predicted model, not a curated record. The transcript has 3 exons. Gene Ontology annotation, cellular component: cytosol. Bases 43 to 1113 code for a protein of 356 amino acids. Gene Ontology annotation, molecular function: protein phosphatase 2A binding. Gene Ontology annotation, biological process: regulation of dephosphorylation; regulation of signal transduction. NCBI's taxonomy places the organism in Eukaryota, Metazoa, Chordata, Actinopteri, Perciformes, Sebastidae.
AAACAGACGAAGAAGAAGAAGAAACCCGGAAAAUAUGAGAAGAUGGCGGAGAGUGAGAACAACAACGACGCUUCAGCCGCAGAGCCGUCUAAACUAUCCGACCUGCUGGACGGCGGCUGGAAGAUAUUUGAGGAGGUAGACACUACAAACGACCCGCUCGCCUCUACCGCUAUCCAGGUGCGAGUUAAACGCGCUAUCGGUCAGCUGGAGGAGGCGUCCCGGAUGGUGGCUCAGCUCGACCUGUUCAGCCGGAACGAGGAGCUGGAGGAGGUCUCCACGGCGGACCUGAGGUACCUGCUGCUGCCCGCCCUGCUAGGAGCUCUCACCAUGAAGCAGACCAGCAGGGACAAACGACUGGAGAUAGUCCAGACAGCCCGGGCUUACUUCAUGGACUUCUUGAAGAGAUGUAAAGAGUAUAACGUAUAUAAGUUUGAACUGCCCGGUGAGACCAAUGACAACACGAGUCAGCAUGACGAAGCAUCAGAGGAUGGAGCCUCCACAGUCACGCCUGUCCCCGGCCCGCCAGACCUGGUUGCCAUGGCAACACAGAGACAAGCCAAGAUCGAGCGGUACCGUCAGAGGAAGGAGCUGGAAGCCAGACUGUCAGAAGUAAGGAAGGCUGUGGACAGCGGACAGGCCGACGAUGAAGUCAGCAGAGAUUUUUACCUUCUGAAUGUGCGGAGAUGGGUCACUGUGUGUCUGGAGGAAAUAGAUAGCAUUGACCAGGAGAUGGAGAUACUCAAGAAUAUGGACGGUCUGAAGCAGGGUGCUGUCAAGCAGCCAGCUCAUCCAGCCAGGCCUCCCAUGAAACCCUUCAUUCUUACCAAGGACGCUGUUCAGGCUAAAGUGUUCGGGGCCGGUUACCCCAGCCUAGCCACCAUGACAGUAGACGACUGGUAUGAUCAGCACAGGAAACGCGGAGGUCUGCCUGACCAGGGGAUACCCAGGAGGGUCCCUGUGGAGGAGAACACUGAUGCAAAGGAGCUGGAAGAAGAAGAUAAAGAGAAAAAGGCUGAAAACGAGGAUGAGGAGUCUCUGCUGAAAGCCAGAAACUGGGACGACUGGAAAGACACUCAUCGCAGAGGUUAUGGAAACCGCCACAACAUGGGCUGAUUGAUCCCAACACAAUGCUCUUGUCUUCAUUUCUAUUCUGAUCAGUCCAGGAAGUGAACGUUCCUCACAGUUCUGAUCCUUAAGAUUGGUUGUUGGUAUGAGAAGAUCACCAAACCAAGAAACACACCACAGCAUUGCCAAACAAACCCGUUGAGUUCAUUGACACUACUGUUCAUUUACAGAUGUUACUGCUAGUCAUUUUACAAGUUUGGGUUCAACAGUCCUCUGUGGUGUCAUGUUUUUCAGUGAGUCUUAAUAAAAAUCUACAGAUUUGGCUGGAUUAAAUGGAGCCCAGCCAUGAUGCCAAUGUUUCUGCUUUGUAAUGUGUAUUCCCCUAACACUGUCAUUGGAAAAAUAAAGAGACUGAACAACCAUGUA